AUGGCUUCAUUUCGUUUAUUUAAUAAUAUUGUUGAUGAGGGUCAUCGAGCUGUUAUUUUUGAUCGUUUUCAAGGUGUUAAACUAGAUGUUAUUGAAGAAAGAACUCAUUUUAUGAUUUCAUGGCUUCAUAGACCAAUUAUAUUUGAUAUUCGUACACGACCACGAUCUGUUCCAUCAAUAACAGAAAUAAAAGAUUAUGAAGAACGUGCUUUACCAUCGAUUAUUAAUGAAUCUCAAUUUGAUACUAUUGAAUUGAUUACACAACGUACACUUAUUUCUCAAUGUGUUUGUGAAUUAUUAACAGAACGUGCUGCUCAAUUUAGCUUAUUACUUGAUGAUAUUUCAAUUACGCAUUUAAGUUUUAGACUUGAAUUUACAAGUGCUGUUGAAUUAAAACAAGUUGCACAACAAGAUGUUGAAAAACAACGAUUUUUAGUCGAAAAAACUGAACAAAGUCGUCAAGCAAAUGUUAUUACAGCAGAAGGCGAUGUUCGUGCAGCUGAUUUGAUUGGCAAAGCUUUAGAUGAAGUUGGUGAUGGUUUGAUCGAACUUCGACGAAUUGAAGCUGCUGGAAGUAUUGCAAAUCAAUUAUCAAAAUCAAAGAAUAUCGUCUAUUUACCACAUGAUCCUCAAAUGUUACUAACAUUACUGGUGCUAUGCAAUGAUAUGAAAGAUUCGAGUACGACUGAAAUGAUGAAUUUCGAUAAUCUCUUUCGAUGUUUUAUAUUAACUCAAUCAUUUGUACGUGGUUGGGAAAAUCCAUUUCAUUUACAAGAAAUUUUUACCUAUCGACGUGAAAAAAUUGCUGUUCCAUCUCAAAUAGCUACAGCUCAUUUUCAACUUGUUCUAUCACGUGAUCAUCGUUUUGGUAUUGAUUCAAUUCCAAUAGGAAUUUGUUCAAUCCUUCUUGAAACUCCAUAUUAUGGUUUAAGAAAACCACCAGAUCAAUCUCGUUCAUCAUUAUUGUAUAUUACCGAUUUACAUUUUAUGGAUAUGAUACGUCUUUUUAUGGAUGAAUUUACAUCUUUAUAUAAUUAUUCAUGUUCAGUUCAAUCAAAUAUAUCUAAUGCUAUGUUUAUUGCUUGUAUACAUGAUGGUUAUGUAUUACGUAAUGUAGAAGAAACACUCAUCCAUUUUCCACAAUUAUCAUGUUUAGCAUUACCCCUUCUCUCAAUUUCAGUAUCAUCAACCACCAGUGAACGUGUCUUUAGCGAAACUGGUAGUGUUCUAGAAUCAUGA
Rotaria sordida is the source of this 1239-nucleotide messenger RNA. The record is from the annotation of a GenBank genome assembly. Lineage: Eukaryota; Metazoa; Rotifera; Eurotatoria; Philodinida; Philodinidae.